Molecule: messenger RNA, 1185 nt
Organism: Penicillium psychrosexuale
Lineage: Eukaryota; Fungi; Ascomycota; Eurotiomycetes; Eurotiales; Aspergillaceae
Product: TatD family hydrolase
Exons: 1
Coding region: 1-1185 (394 amino acids)
Molecular function (GO): hydrolase activity, acting on ester bonds
Source: RefSeq, a predicted model, not a curated record
AUGCCAGAGGAUGAGCCGUUCCCUUGGGACAUUGGCGUUUACGAUGCCCACUGUCACCCCACCGACACAUUGGCCUCAGUGGCCGACAUCCCGCAAAUGAAAGCGACAACACUGACAAUCAUGGCCACGCGCGGGGAAGAUCAAGAUCUCGUACAACAAACAGCCGUGUCACUGUCAGCCAAGACAAGCCAAUCAAUGGCAGACCGCGUAGUUCCCUGCUUCGGAUGGCAUCCGUGGUUCUCACACCAGAUUUUAGACGACACUACACAACCAACAGCUGCACAAAACCCAGCCGAGCACAAGUCCACGCACUAUACCGCCGUGCUAGCACCAUCCCCAGCCGAUGACCAACCAUUUGUUGAUUUACUUCCUGUUCCUAAGCCCCUCUCAGAACUAAUAUCUGAAACUCGGAACCGCCUCCAACAGUUCCCCAAUGCGCUAGUCGGCGAAGUCGGCCUGGACAGGUCAUUCCGACUUCCGAGCCCAUGGACUCCAACCGACAUCGAUAACAGAGAUGACCAGCUUACCCCCGGCUCACGAGAAGGCCGGCGUCUCUCAAACUACCGCGUCAAGCCGGAACACCAGCGCACUGUACUGAAAGCGCAGCUACAGCUAGCGGGAGAAAUGAACCGUGCCGUCUCGCUGCACAGCGUGCAAGCCCAUGGCGGAGUCUUUGAAGUGCUUAAGGAGCUCUGGGCAGGACAUGAACGGGUUAUGCUAUCGCGACGGAAGAGGGACAAGCAGCGGGAUGCAGAAGGCGCCGUGUCUGACGACGAUGAUGACAAUGACGGAGAUAAGACGUUGGAAGGAUGUGUGUCGACUAAAGCAUCUAACCCCAAAGGGAAAUCGUAUCGGCCGUUUCCGCCUCGCAUCUGCAUGCACUCGUACACCGGUUCGGUUGAGCCCAUUCGCCAGUUCCUGCAUCAGUCGAAUCCGUCGGAUGUUUAUUUCUCUUUCUCGAAACUUAUCAAUUUCUCCGGUGCUGCUGAGAAGAAGGUUGGUGAUGUUAUCAAGGCUUUGCCUGAGGAUCGCAUUCUUAUCGAAAGUGAUCUACAUGUUGCAGGCGCGCAGAUGGAUGAGUUGCUUGAAGAUGUGGCCCGACAGGUUUGUCAGCUACGUGGAUGGGAGUUGCGGCAUGGUGUACAGGUGCUUGCAGAUAACUGGCGGCGGUUUGUGUUUGGCUAG